Solanum verrucosum is the source of this 4054-nucleotide messenger RNA. Its product is annotated as protein CHROMATIN REMODELING 4-like. Gene Ontology annotation, biological process: negative regulation of transcription by RNA polymerase II; chromatin remodeling. The record is from RefSeq and is a predicted model, not a curated record. NCBI's taxonomy places the organism in Eukaryota, Viridiplantae, Streptophyta, Magnoliopsida, Solanales, Solanaceae. Gene Ontology annotation, molecular function: DNA binding; ATP hydrolysis activity; chromatin binding. Gene Ontology annotation, cellular component: chromatin; nucleus.
AUGGAGAAAAACAAGGAGGGUAAUUUGAAGAAGAGAAUGAUUGGGCGCAGCUAUAAACAAAGGCUAAAACAACGAGCACAACAGAGAUCCAAACACUCUGAAAAUGCUGCUAAAAAGGAGGAUCAAUCGGCUCAAGAGCAAGAACACAAGGUGGAAGAAGUAAAUGCACACAGGGUGGAUGAUCGAAGAGAGAAACAAAUUUGUUCAUCAAAGGAGAAUGACAAAAAGGUCACUGAGCCUUUUAAAGCAGAGCUUAAAGUUGACAGGACUCAUGAUGCGAAUUGUGUGGGCUCCAAACAGGAUGAUAAGAGUGGAGGUGAAUCUAAGGACUGUUCAAUAUGCAAGCAGAAAGGAAAUCUAUUAUGCUGUACUGGAAGAGGAUGUAAAAGGAACUUCCAUCUUACUUGUCUUGUCCCCCCUGUGACCUAUUUUCCACCUGGACCAUGGCACUGUUAUUGGUGUAUCAGAAAAAAGAUGAAAUUAGGUGUUCAUGCUAUAUCUGAAGGAAUAGAGUCCCUUUUGGAUGCCAGACAGCUUAGUUUGGGUGAUGAAGUGGUGCAAAAGCGGGAGUAUUUAGUGAAGUACAAAGGUCUUGCUCAUGUUCAUAAUUGCUGGAUUACAGAGGAGCAGGUGCGUCUUGAGGCUCCAAUAGCCCUUACGAGAUUCAAGAAAAAUCACAAGAGUGCAAGUUGGAAAACUGAGUGGAGUCUUCCUCAUCGUUUGCUAGACAAGAGGAAGUUAGCAGUUCUGGAUGAUGAUGCAGAUUGCCAUUAUGAGUGGCUUGUGAAAUGGACAGAUCUUGACUACAGUCAUGCCACAUGGGAAUUGGCGAAUGCUUCAUUUCUAAUGUCGCUUGAGGCAGUCAAACUCAUGACAGAUUAUGAAAUUCGUCAUCAGCAGGCUAAGAAAGAAUCACAUCCUUUGACGGAAGAUGAGAAAAGGAAAGCCAACUUUCCAGAACUACCGACGCCUUUAUUUGGAAGUGCACCUCAAGUCUAUAGCAAUCAUCUUUCUUUUAUCAACAGUCUUCGUAAAUAUUGGCAAAAGGGUCAGAGUGUUGUCAUCAUUGAUGACCAGGAACGAAUUUUGAAGGUGGUCUUAUUUCUAUUGUCCUUGCCCAAGGAUGUUGGUCUUCCUUUUCUCAUAAUCACAACUUCUGCUGCUCUUCUUCUGUGGGAAGCUGAGUUCUCACGUUGGGGUUAUGCUAACAUUGUUGUGUACAAAGGUAAUAGAGAUAUACGGGCCAUUAUUAGGACACUCGAGUUUUACAACAAACAAGGUGCCUUUUACAACAAACAAGGUGCCCUUAUGUUUCAGGUUCUCCUGUCAUGUUAUGAUGCUAUUGUUGAGGAUCUUGAAAUGCUUAGACCAAUAGGUUGGGGAGCAGUAAUUAUAGAUCAGUGUCAGGGUUCUUCCAUGUCAAUGCAUCACUCACAACUUAAAGUGCUCAUUGCUGAUAUGAGAUUACUUAUUUUUCGUCAACUAGAGGAUAGAUCUGAUAGAAGGUUCAAUCGUUGCAACAUUCUCUCUUUUCUUGAUCCGAAACAUGACGAGGCCAACAAUAAGCUGUUAGACACUGAUUCUGACAUAGAUCUAACUGAAUUCAAGGAAAGGCUUAAACACUUUGUUGCAUAUGAGUGCAAGUCCUCCGCUUCCUAGUUCAUUGAAUACAGGGUUCCUGUCAAACUCUCCAAUGAACAAAUUGAGCAAUAUUGCGCUUGCCUCUUUUCAAAUUCAGCAUGGCUUUGCUCAUGUCUGAAGAAUGACUCACCAAGCUCCCUCUGCGAUAUUCUAGUAUCUACCAGGAAUUGUUGUGAUCACCCUUACCUCGAAGAUCGAUCUCUGCAAGACGUAGUUAUGGAUGGCAUUCCUGUAGAUCAGCACUUUGAUGCUGAAAUUAAACUAAGUGGCAAAUUGGAACUCCUCAAUAAAAUUCUUCAGGAGAUCAAACAGCAAGGACAAAGAGUCCUCGUUCUUUUCCGGUCUCUUGGUGGCUCUGGUGUUAUUUCCAUUGGGGAUAUCUUGGAUGAUUUUAUUUAUCGGAAGUUUGGUGGGGAUUCUUAUACGAGCAUUAGUGGGAAUGUUACUCGUAAAAUGAAGGAAGCUACCUUGAACAAGUUCAACAAUAAGGGAGGAAGUGGGAAAUUUGUUGUUUUGAUGGAAACUCGUGCUUGUGUUCCCAGUGUCAAGCUUUCGGGAAUAGAUAUAAUUAUUUUGUUUAACAGUGACUGGGACCCAAAUAAUGAUUUAAGAUCCCUGCAGAAGAUUACAGUUUAUUCACAGUCGGAGCAUAUAAAGGUAUUACGUCUAUAUUCAUGUUUUACUGUUGAAGAGAAAGCACUAAUUCUUGCAAAGCAAGGUCUGACAAUUGACAGUAAUAUAGAGAAUAUGAAACAAGCCGCUUGCCAUGUGCUGCUAACUUGGGGUGCCUCUUAUCUUUUCAAUAUGCUUGAUUGUUUCCAUGUACAAUCUUCAAUCUCAAAGAGAUCAUCUGAAGUUGCUGCUUUAGAUGAUGUCGUUGCUGAAUGCUUAGGCUUACUGUCUAGUAACUGUGAGAACAGUGUUUAUAACAGCUGUUCAAAGAUAUUGAAAGUACAGCCGAAUGGUGGGACUUAUCCAAGUAAAAAAUCUCUACUUGGUGAACUGGAAAUGCAACAAAUGGAUGAUUCUUCUUUUGUGAGAGGAUUGCUGGAGAAUGAAUCUCCCCACGUUUUCUGGACAAAUCUGGUGCAUGGAAGGGUUCCUAGGUGGAAACACUCGCCUAGUCCAACACGAGGGAAUAGAAGGAAAGUUAGACUCCAGGGUGAUUUGAAUCAGCCAUCUAAAGGGGAACAAGUUUCUGAAAAAGAGGGCAAUAAAGUUCAUCUUACUCCAGAGCCCAAGUUAAGGAAGAAAUGGAAAUUGCAUGUCCAGGGUAAACUUGGAACAUCUCAUCUUUCUGCUGGUGAUAAGAAUAAAUGCAGGCGUCUUGCAACUAAUCGUAGUCCUCAGUGUGAUAAACCAACUAAAGACAAUCAUCAGAGCCAUGAGAUUUGUAUUAAUUCUUCCGGUCACCAGAUUUUAGAUUCCAUGAAUUGGUCAAUAGACUCUUCUAUUCAGCGGUCUAUAGGAAAUUUGCCACUGCAACAACAUGCGAGUAUUGGUGCAGUGAAUGGUACAAGUAUGAAAAGCAGAAACAGCCACGAAGAUCAAUGCCGCCCCGAUGCCUCUCCAAACACACAUCCUCAUAUGGAGAUGGAGAGGAUACAAAAGAAGAGAGAACAAAUUACGAAAUUGCAUGAAGAUGUGAAAUUGCUCCUGCAAUCUGAAUUUGAAAAAGAGCUAGAUUCAAUUAUGAAGAAGUAUGAUUUGCUGCUUCAGAUUGCUGAAAUGGAAUUAUCUCAAAAGCAAGAAGAUCUUGAUACGAUCUUCAACAAAGUGCAUGUGCAUAAGUUACUAGCCGAAGCCAUGACACAAGUACAAGAUACUGCUGAUUCAGUUGGGCCACUGGAGAUGACUGUAGAUGUUGUUGGGAGGACUAUUAACGGAUCUGGAGAAUCAUUACCAAACAGACCAAGUAGUGUCCCAGCAGUUGCUGCAUCCAUCUCAGAACCUGUCAACUCCGAGCAACGAGCUGCUGAUCCUCAAAUAUACUCUGAGAAUUUUCCAAUGGCUGCCAUUCCAUCUCUGAAUGCUGAAUUGCCUAGAGUUGAAGAGUUAGUUGUAGUUCGACGGACAAGUGCAAGGGCCACCUUGCAAACAACAUCCGCUGCUGAUCUGCCAACAAGUGGUUCACGUCUGACCCCAACACCAAACUAUCAGUCUGUCAUCCUUACACCAAGUCAACUCUCGAUCCAAACUUCGAGGUAUGCAGCGAGGCCUGGAGCAGGCUAUGUACAACGGAGACCAGCUCCACAUCUGCUACAUUUUAGACCACUGCCAAUAAUGAAUUCUUUGAAUUCCAGCCUGUUGUAGCGCUUACACCACACUUUUAGUCACCUCGUGGAAAUACCAACAAUAUAGUCCACAAUGAAGGUGAUGAAACUUCUCAUUCGAUGAUCAAAGAGGACCGAUU